AUGAAUUAAAACGUAGAUAGUAAAAAGGGAUUGGAGGAAUAUUUGGCAAUAAUGUUGGAGAGAGCUACUGUUGAAGAAAAUUACGCCAAAGCUCUAAGCAAAUUAGAAUAAUAAAUUGAGAAGUCAAAUUUGAUUUUUAUGAGAGAGUAGUUAAUCAAUUAAUUGAAGAAUAAAAUUAUAUGGAUUGAGAAUUUCGUUGAGUUAAUUAGAGCAGAAAUUGCUAGCUAAGUUAGGGAGACACUGAAUUAGCAGAAUUAGAUUUCCAUUAAAAUAAUAGAAGAUAUUAAAUAAUUGGAAGAGGUCUUAAUGGAUAGAAAUGGUUAGGUUAUGGCUGCAAGAAUGGAUUACAAAUUAAAAAUGAAAGACUAUGAGUAAUCUGCAAUUUUAGAUAUGGUUUAUCAAUAUAGUUUUGAUGUACCAGAAGAUCAGACUAUCAAAUAAAUUUGCAAAACUUAAUAUGUAUCAAUUGAAUGUUCUAAAUUAAAGAAAUAAUAUUAAUUAUAAACUAUUGCAUACAAUGAAUUCUUGGAUGUCUAUAAAACAAAGAUGGAAAGUUAUUUGUUUUAGAUGGAAGAAUUUGAGUAGACAAAAUUAUUAAUUCAAAAAGAUACUUUAUUAAAAGUAUUCUUAAUGGAGGUUUAGAUGCAAAAAUAACAAUUUUAAGAAAUUGAGAAAUUUAAUGAAUAGAUUAAGAAUACAAAUAUUCAGGAUGUGAUUGAAAGCUUUAUCAUGAAAUAUUACCGACCAGAUUAUCACCCAAAUUAGUUGGAAUUUAAGGAUUAUUCUUCCUUUUUAAUAAAUGAAAUUGAAUCCAUAAAAUCUCAAGAGUAUCACAAACUAAAAGAUUUAAUUAAAGCUUAUUCUGAGACAUUUUACAACAUUUUUUCAGAUGUUAUUGAAAAGAAUAACCAAUAAAGCAUUGAAAAGCAAGACCUUGACUCACUACUAAAUGGAGAGAGUAUUUAAGGACUUUUCAAGUGUUUCCUAAUCCAUGUUAAUUCUAUUUUGAAUGAUGGUUAAUUUUAACAUGAUUAAACCAUAAUUGAAUUAUUGAAAUCAAAUACUUAGAAUAAAUUGCUUUGGUUAAUCGCAUUAGAGAUAUAUGCCGAUAAGAAUAAUUAUAGAGUGCCUAAUGCUAAAGCUUAUGAAUCCAUCCUUAAAUGGAGUUAGACAUUAAUUGAUUUUUGCUCUGAAAUAUCGGAUGCAACACCUCUCAGAAAGUUGAUAACAUUAAGUUCAUUACUCCACAUUUCUGUUUAAAAUAAGAAGCACUAUCUAAUGCAUAGUCUCAAAAAUAAUCAAGUCUUCAACUAAUCAGACUUUAUAGAGGCCAAUAUAAUAGAGGCAACGUAUGAUGGCUUGGUUGAGGAGGUGAAGGAAGAACCGAAUUAAAUUGAGAGGAUUAAGAGACAAAAGAUCAAUUUUUUUACCUAAAUAUCGAAAAUUUGUUUCACUUUGUUGAUUUUUAAUUCGAAUAAAUCCAUCAGGAAUUACUCAGAUAAAUACUUAAAGCUAUUGAAAGUGGCUGCCAAUGCUGUCCAAGAUUUAACAUUUUAGAUUGAGAGUUAUAAGUAAUUGUGA
Paramecium tetraurelia is the source of this 1581-nucleotide messenger RNA. RefSeq lists its product as uncharacterized. Gene Ontology annotation, cellular component: cytoplasm; plasma membrane. NCBI's taxonomy places the organism in Eukaryota, Ciliophora, Oligohymenophorea, Peniculida, Parameciidae. The transcript is spliced from 6 exons. The record is from RefSeq and is a predicted model, not a curated record.